This is a messenger RNA of Tachysurus fulvidraco (yellow catfish), 3263 nucleotides long. RefSeq names its product ATPase H+ transporting V1 subunit B2 (gene atp6v1b2b). Gene Ontology annotation, biological process: ATP metabolic process; proton transmembrane transport. The coding region runs from base 83 to 1612 and encodes 509 amino acids. Gene Ontology annotation, cellular component: proton-transporting V-type ATPase, V1 domain. The transcript is spliced from 14 exons. The record is from RefSeq and is a predicted model, not a curated record. NCBI's taxonomy places the organism in Eukaryota, Metazoa, Chordata, Actinopteri, Siluriformes, Bagridae. Gene Ontology annotation, molecular function: proton-transporting ATPase activity, rotational mechanism; ATP binding.
GAAAGCGCAUGCGCAAAAGCGCUGUCACGACCCGUUAGCUUUUCGGUCAGAGCAUAGGCUAGGCUAAGCUAACACAGCUAUCAUGAAGGCUCUUCGAGGAAUGGUGAGCGGAGCCGUGAACGAGAUUACAUCGGCUGUCAGCGGGCAUAAAAUUGCCGCGACCCGUGAACACGUCCUCGCAGUCAACCGCGACUACAUCUCUCAACCGAGACUGACAUAUAAAACUGUAUCAGGUGUCAAUGGGCCUCUGGUGAUCUUGGACCAAGUGAAGUUUCCCAGGUACGCCGAGAUCGUCCACUUGACCCUCCCCGAUGGCACGAAGCGCAGCGGCCAGGUGCUGGAGGUCACCGGCUCCAAAGCCGUCGUCCAGGUGUUUGAAGGAACAUCAGGUAUUGAUGCCAAGAAGACAAGCUGUGAAUUUACAGGGGACAUUUUACGCACGCCCGUGUCUGAGGACAUGCUGGGCCGCGUGUUUAACGGAUCAGGAAAGCCGAUCGACCGAGGUCCGGCCGUCUUGGCCGAGGAUUACUUGGACAUCAUGGGCCAACCCAUCAACCCACAGUGCCGUAUCUACCCUGAGGAGAUGAUCCAGACCGGCAUCUCGGCCAUCGACGGCAUGAACAGCAUCGCUAGAGGGCAGAAAAUCCCCAUUUUCUCUGCAGCCGGUCUCCCACACAACGAGAUCGCAGCGCAGAUCUGUCGGCAGGCCGGUCUGGUCAAGAAGUCCAAAGAUGUGACGGACUACAGCGAUGACAACUUUGCCAUUGUGUUUGCAGCUAUGGGGGUGAACAUGGAGACAGCUAGAUUUUUCAAGUCUGACUUCGAGGAGAAUGGAUCCAUGGACAAUGUGUGCCUGUUCCUGAAUCUGGCCAAUGAUCCUACGAUUGAACGCAUCAUCACUCCUCGACUGGCGCUGACCGCCGCUGAGUUCCUGGCCUAUCAGUGUGAGAAACACGUCCUGGUCAUCCUGACUGAUAUGAGCUCCUACGCUGAAGCCCUGCGAGAGGUGUCUGCAGCGAGAGAGGAAGUGCCCGGACGGCGUGGUUUCCCUGGUUACAUGUACACCGAUCUGGCGACAAUCUACGAGCGGGCGGGGCGAGUGGAGGGACGUAACGGUUCCAUCACUCAGAUCCCCAUUCUCACCAUGCCCAAUGAUGACAUCACACAUCCCAUUCCUGAUUUGACCGGCUACAUCACAGAGGGUCAGAUCUAUGUUGACCGACAGCUUCACAACAGACAGAUUUAUCCUCCGAUCAACGUGCUGCCGUCUCUGUCCCGACUCAUGAAGUCGGCCAUCGGAGAGGGAAUGACACGCAAGGACCACUCGGAUGUCUCCAACCAGCUGUACGCGUGUUACGCCAUCGGGAAAGACGUCCAGGCCAUGAAGGCCGUAGUAGGAGAAGAAGCUCUGACGGCCGACGAUCUGCUCUACCUGGAGUUCCUGCAGAAGUUUGAGAAGAAUUUCAUCUCUCAAGGCGCUUACGAAAACCGCACCGUGUACGAAACCCUGGACAUCGGCUGGCAGCUGAUGCGAAUUUUCCCUAAAGAGAUGCUGAAGAGGAUCCCGCAGAGCACGCUGUCCGAGUUUUACCCCCGAGAGUCCAAACACUGAGCCGCUGCUCCGUUCUGCCGUACGCUCUUUAUUUCUCUUCUCAUGUGUAUUUCCGCCCCUUAAAUAUAUCACCCCAGAUGUGAUCCAUUAUAAACUUCUCUCACUGUAGCCUCGUAGUUCUCUGCUCCUGCUCACUGUACACCAUCUAAACGCUAAAUGUGGCCAAACAGUGAUGUGUAUAUAUACGUAUGUUGUGAAUAUUGUCGCAGUAAAGUGAGUGUGUGUGUGUGUGUGUGUGUGUGUGUUUGGGUGGGGGGAGGGGGGUGUAUAGAUUAGUCCUGGUGCCAUCACUAGAGUGCUGGAAUUAUCAUUACAAAGUAUAAAUAUAAAGCUGUGCGUGUGUGUGUUCGAUGGGCAGAAGUGCAACACGGUCCAAAUAAUAUAGCAGUGAUAAAAAAACGUACAAAGAAUUUACGUACAAAGAAUUUACAGGAAAGUCGGAUGAAAGCUUCGACGUACGAAGACUUCCACGAACACUAUGGCGUACGAUAUCACACACGACAAAUGCGCUGUGAUGGGAUGUUACAGGAAAAAGGCAUAGCUUAGUCGAUUCAUCCAUAGCAUCAUAUAAGCAUGCUAAACUCGUUAUCUUCAGCCAUUUAUUUAGUUAUUUAUUUAUUUAUCGCCAGUUCUUCCUCAUGCUCUGUGUUGCCAUAGUGACAGCAAUCUUCUCCUCCCUUUAUUUGUGGAAAACACAGCGCCACCUGUUGUACCGGAGAGCUCGACCCGUGUGCCACAGCCAAUGCGAAAAAACACCAAAAAAUACUGAAUAUAUUUCAGAAUAAACGUGUUGUGACAUCACAAUAUCGAUACUGUGCCAUCAUAAGACACAAAACUAACGGACUUCGCUCUCCGUACAAAUAAACCCAAAUCUCUGACGCUACGUGACGACGUUCUGUUCCGCUCUUCCACCGCGUCAUGAUAUUAGACCACGUCUGGACGUCACUACUAAGUCUGUAGCACUAAGUCUGAUCCGGUUCGUGCCAUGUUUCCUACCAAUACUAAACAUACAAAAAAAAGUCAUAACGCUUCGAACCAACAAAAAGAAAACACGAGUCACACUUUUGCCGUCUGUCAAAAUUUGAUAACGAACCUUUAAGCUUUGGUGCAGAACUAAAGAAUCGAACAGCCAAUAAACAGAAAACUGUAAACAAGAUUCUUCUUUACGAGCGACUCUUUUCAUGCUAAAGCUAGCAUUAAAUCUUAACAUCAUAAGCAAACAACUUUCAGUUCUUUUGUUAUUAUAUAAUAUAUUCACAUUCAGUCUUAGUGCAGAUGAUGGCAAUAUUAUUAUUAUUAUUAUUAUUAUUAUUAUUAUUGUUGUUGUUGUUGUUCAUUCCCAAUAAAAGCUACACACGCCAUUUAUUUUUCUGCCGUCCUUAUUCGAUAAGUCGAAGGUUGUUUGUUAUUUUAUUUUAUUUAUUUUAUUGAGGUUUUUUAUCAUCGGGAUUAUUUAUUCGUGCCAUGGAGGCCGUGCGUUUAGCGUGUCGUCGUCGUUCCUCGUUCGAUGGAUGUGCCGCAGUAACGUGUGUAUCACCUCACCUGUGAGUUUCACAUGGAAGGAUGUGAUUUCUGUCUGAAUGCAUGUAAUCAUGUGAUCGUGAAGCGUCUGUAUAUCAUUCGGUCUGGAGAAUAAAAUCCAUUCAUGUGC